AAGCAGUCCUGCCUCCUCCAACCAUGGCUCCCGGCACCAGGAGCCAGUGGCGCCUGCUGGCCCUCGUGGUGGCCACAUGCCUGCUGCAGAGCCUGUGCGUGGCCAGGGAGGUGCCCUCGGCUCUGCAGGCCAAGGAGGACCUCGAGGGACAGGCCUCCGAGUCCAAGGCGGUGGAGGUGAAGGACCUGCAGGCUGAGGGAACUCACCACCAUCACCACCACGACCACCACCCGCACCACCACCACCACGACGAGCACCACGAGCACGGUGGCGGCCACAAGCACCACGCCGACCACCACCACCACCACGGCCACAAGGGCCACAAGGGACACGACGGCCACCACGAGCACCACCACGGCGACCACGGCCACCACGGCCACGAACACCACGAGGGCCACCACGACGAGCACGGCGGCCACCACAAGAGCCACCACGACGAUGCCGGACACCACCACCACCACCACAAGAAGGGCCACGGCCACGACAGCGGCCACCAUCACCACCACGGCGGCCACAAGAAGGGCGAGAAGACCCACGGCUUCCACCACAAGCACCACAAGGACGAGUUCCACAAGGAUCACAAGUUCUACGACGACCACCAUCUUGGAGGACACCACGACAAGCACGGACACUUCCAUAGCCACCACGAGGACAAGCACGGAGGCCACAAGAAGGGCGGGCACGGCGAGCACGGACACCACCACCAUCACCACGGCAAGCACGGCCACCACGACAAGGGGCACCACGACCACGACCACCACGGCCACAAGGGCCACCACGGCCACGAGGAGCACCACGGCCACCACGAGCACUACGGCAAGAAGGGCGGCCACUCGGAGGGCAAGCACCACGGCUACAAGCACCACGACGGCGGUCACCACGGGCACCACGGCCACCACCACUAGGGCCCCGCAGUAUGACAGUUCCCUUCCUCAAUACCUUGUUAUUUAUUUGUCGAUGUUACUUCGAUGUGUAUUUCAAAACCAAAAAUAAAUAAAUAUACUGACAAACCAG
Molecule: messenger RNA, 1014 nt
Organism: Bacillus rossius redtenbacheri
Lineage: Eukaryota; Metazoa; Arthropoda; Insecta; Phasmatodea; Bacillidae
Product: histidine-rich glycoprotein-like
Exons: 1
Coding region: 24-905 (293 amino acids)
Source: RefSeq, a predicted model, not a curated record